AUUUUACUCUAUACCUAGGGCAGCAGUAGCUCAGGAGGUAGAGCGGGUUGUCCAGUAAUCAGAAUGUUGCAGGUUCAAUCCUGGCUCUGAUCAGAGAAUGCUGCUGUUGUGUCCUUGGGCAAGACACUUAACCCGCCUUGCCUACUAGUGGUGGUCGGAGGGACCGGUGCCACCAGUGUUCGGCAGGCCUCGCCUGUGUCAGUGCGCCCUAGGGCAGCUGCAGCUACAUUGUAGCUCAUCCCCACAGUGUGUGAAUGUGUGGAUGAUUUUGUUGUGAAGUGCCUUGGGGGGUUUGUAGAACCCUAAGAAGGCACUAAAAAAAUGCAGGCCAUUUACUACCUGAGACUGGGUGUUCUCGAGUCCUGAUGCAAUGGACAUUAUUUUGGUUCUAGUCAUUGGCUAGGAGGCAACAUUUCCAAAUUAGUAGACAUAGUAUCACCCAAGGUGGCGUUUAAUGACAAGACAACCUCGGUGCAGGUGUAAUUCAAUAUCUACCCGGGUGUUCUUCUGUGACAGUGCUAUUUCCAGAGCCGUUACCUCAUUCCACAUUUCCGCUGUGGGGUAUUUUAGGAAAAUAUGUCAAAGCAGUGAGCUUGUUUAGGAAGUCCAGGCUACAGCAAGACAGCUAUGGAGAAAUACAGACUGGAGCAUAAGGAAGGAUAGGGGUUAAAUUCUGAAAUAUGAGGGGAAUUGGCAGAAGGGCUUUUGAAGCGAUGCUUGACAGGCCUUACCUAAUAGCUUUACGGUAAUUGUAUUUUACGAGAACACAGAUCUGACAGGAUAAGCCUUUAAAAGCCUACGACAUACAUUAUAGCUCUUUGGAUUUUUCCAUCCUCAGGUGUUGCGGUGCUGAGGGGCGGGAGUGCUCAACAUGAUGGAAAUAGAUAACUGUUUUCGCUACUACUUCCAGCACCCGUGGUCACGUCUGAUUGUGGCCUACCUCGUCACCUUCUUCAACUUCCUCAUCUUUGCCGAGGACCCUGUCUCCCACAGUCAGACGGAAGCCCACAUCAUCGUGGUGGGCAACUGCUUCUCCUUCCUGUUCAACAAGUACCCGGGCCUCGGCUGGAAUAUCCUGAAAGUAAUAUGCUGGACACUUGCUAUUAUUACUGGCCUAGUAGCUGGGAAGUUUAUAUUCCACCGCCGGCUCUUUGGUCGAUACCUGCGACUCAAGAUGUUCCGCGAGGACCACGGCUCUUGGAUGACCAUGUUCUUCAGCACCAUCCUCUUCCUCUUCAUCUUUUCGCACAUCUACAACCUUUUCCUGCUGAUGGCCGGAAGCAUGGAUCCUCACAUGGUGACAGAGUACAUGGGCAUCAGGAACGAGAGUUUUAUGAAGAUUGCUGCAGUGGGGACAUGGAUGGGAGAUUUUGUGACUGCUUGGAUGGUGACAGACAUGAUGCUCCAGGAUCAGCACUACCCAGACUGGGGAAAAGCUGCAAGAAGGUUCUGGAAGCAAGGCAACAACAGGAUAGUCCUCUUCUGGACGGUGCUUUUCUCUCUGACCUCCGUGGUGGUUCUGGUCAUCAGCACCGACUGGAUCAGCUGGGACAACCUGAACCGGGGCUUCUUGCCCAGCGACGAGGUCUCCAGAGCAUUCCUAGCCUCCUUCAUCUUGGUCUUCGACCUUCUCAUUGUCAUGCAGGAUUGGGAGUUCCCUCACUUCAUGGGUGACCUGGAUAUGAAUCUUCCUGGAAUGUCAACAACACACGUGAAGGUCAAGCUACCUGUCUGCAAGCGUAUCUUUAAAGAGGAGUACCACAUCCACAUCACAGGUAAGUGGUUUAAUUACGGGAUCAUCUUUCUUGUGCUGAUUCUGGACCUUAACAUGUGGAAAAACCAGAUCUUCUAUAAGCCCUACGAAUACGGUCAGUACGUCGGCCCUGGCGAGAAGAUCUACACAGUGGAGGAGCCAGAAACACUCAAAUACUUCAACCACAGCACGCUCACCUACAACUGGCGUUCCACCAGCAUCGAUCCUGGCACCAACAUGACCUACGUGGAGCGGGACAUGUUCCUCCACAGCCGCUACAUUGGGGCCAGCCUGGACAUCAAAUGCCUAGCCUUUAUUCCAAGCUUGGCAGCAUUUGUCCUUUUUGGCUUCUUUAUUUGGUUGUUUGGGCGUUUUCAGGACAGUGAAACAUUCAAUGAAAAUCAGGACAAGACAUAUGAGAGGAUUAAAAGGAAGUCUCCUUCAGAGUACAGCAAGGACAUGGGCGUGACACCAGAGGAGAUGCAUAUGGCGAUGAGCGAGAGCCUGAAACGAUCAGGAACACCAAUGCUUCUGUCAGUGGAUGGGCCUCACUUUGGGGCGACGCCCUCUACAAACUCAACCAUCUCAAUGGAAACCCAGAUGACUCAUCCAAGCAUUGUGAUUGACAGCACGUCUCUGGAUGAGCCGGCAGUCUCUUUUGAUGUCAACAGACUCUCUCCAUAAAUGAAGGAGCUGUUGGAAACUAUGGCUAGUUGGGAGUAGAAAGAAAAUGCAGAGUCAUCAAGACUUUGGAUAGUCUCUUGAUUUGGUAUAGAAGCAAAAAAUACCAAAUAAAUUAAAACAACGCCAGUCCUCAUGGUGGCUACAGGAACAUAAUUAUAUUUUUGUAAAAUAUAAAUAAAAACAAUCUAUAUUGGCGCCACCUCUAAUGCAACAGAUCUUUUUAAUUAGUCAGCAACAUUUUAAUCCACAUGGUGCUUGCUUGAAUCUUGCAUUUUCAUAACUUCCUGUUGUCAUAGUUAACUGAGUGCCUAUGCCCGAGGAGUGUUUCUACAGCACUCACUUACAGUGUUACAGUUGUGCCUUGAAAUUUCAUAUAUUUACAUACCCCCAUAUUCUAACAGCCAGAUGUUGGAAGAUGUUCAAAUUAUGCUCUGCUAGAUGAUAACCUGCUUAAUCUUUUCAUAUCAAAUGUGCAAUUGUUACCUCAUUUAGCCCUCAGUCUAUUGUCGUAAUUUAUUCCCUUUAUGUUCCCUCCACGUAUUUGAAAUGUAUAUGUGUUCUUGGGAUGACAUGAUUAUCAACAUCAGCGUUCGCUGAUGACCUUUUCACACACCCCCACUUGAUAUUAGUUUCAGAGAAAAUAAAUGCAAUCAGCAGAGAUGAAAUAGCAACCCAACAAGCUGCUUGGUGAUUGCUAAUGUGGCUCCUUCUCCUUGGCUGAAUACCAACAGAGUUGGGAAGCUGGGUUUUGCCCUUGGCAUAAACAUGCUCUUGAAGUGCAGAGGUGGCUCUUUCUGUAAAAGCUCAGGGCUUCUUUUUGUCUAAAUAAUCGUUUGAAGGUUUCAAAGGCGGGUUUUAGGUAUGAACGCCAUUUAGUUGGCGCGGUUUUCUGCUGCUGCAAAAUUCCAAACACAUUUAAAAGCAGCAGUUUGUUUUACAUUUGCUUUAAAAGUGUCUUUUAUAAUGUAUUUUCUUAUUUUAGUAGAUUUCUUUAAGAUGUAUGUCUGGGGCUUUUGUUCUACAGUAUGUGCUCUUUGAGUUUCUUUUUUUCUCCUCUACAGUGCAAAAGCAAACUAAAUGUUUACUGAGAUACUAACUUUUUCUUUAAAACUUCCUUUUACUGUGACCAAAGAACCCACAUACUGCUGUUUCAACUUAUGGGAAACACAGUGGAGUGGCAGUCUAUGGUUCCUCCCUGGGACUGAUGCAAUGAUGCAGAACUGUAUCAUUAGAAAGGAUUUUGUGGAAACCUUGACAUCCAAAUCCAGACAGAGCGAACAUUGCUUCCUCUUAAAAUAACCAGCUUAGCUUUUUUCUGGAAUAACAGAAUUUGGACUCAGGUGUGUGCCACCAGAGCAGAAAUCUGUAGCUUGAUUUUCAGCAUUUUAACAUCAGUCUUUAAUUGCUUAAUCAAUUUUAUAUUUACUUAUUUUUUGUAUUAUUAUUAUUGAAUCAUUCAGUAAUCAUUUGAUUAUUUAUUCUUUGUUCAAUAUUGAAGGUGCAAUAUGUAAGAAUAAAAUAAGAUUCUACCGUGAAAUUAUCCUAAAACAGGUUAAUGUUGGAAGGAAACAGAUUUAAUUCUCAUUCGACUGUGGGGGUUGUCAGCAGUGCCUGCUUAUGUACAUAGCAGGUACUGAUUCGUUCCUCAGUAGGUACUUGGGAGGAGGCUUCACUUUACUUUAGGGUACACAAAAGCAGUAGGUAAUACUUAAGUACCUACUAGGUACUGAUUCAUUCCUCAGUAGGUACUUGGGAGGAGGCUUCACUUUCCAUUGUCUCGAGACGGACGGAUGCCGACGAUGGACGACAAAGUGACAGACGAGUGGACUCAAGAUGAAACAGUGAUUGACAUUGCAAAUUAUCUGCAUCCUUCAUGAGGUUUACAAAAGAGCGUCUACAGGCACUACAUUAAUCUGGGAUUCAUUUCUUAUUGCUUUCAUAAAUAACUAGUCCCUGAAUAAGACGGCUGGGUGGUUACCAGUAAGUACUGGCUAACUGCCCACUAAUCCCUGAAUAAGACUGAUGAGCAUUUUCACCAGUAACUACUGGUUAACUACCUAUUCUUCCAUGCUUCAUGACUCAUUACCCCCUAAGUCGUUCCCUAGUAACGAAGCACAAAUAGAUAACUACCUAUUACGGUCUGAAUAAGACUGCUGGGGUUUUUACCAGUAAGUACUGAUUAACUAUCUAUUAGUCCAUGAAUAAAACUACUGGGUGUUUACCAGUAAGUACUGGUUAACUACCUAUUAGUCCCUGAAAAAAGACUGAUGAGUGUUUUCACCAGUAACUACUGGUUAACUACCUAUUCUUCCCUGCUUAAUUACUCAUUACCACCUAAGUCGUUCCCUAGUAACGAAGCAUAAUUUUGCGUACCUUAUUGUAAAGUGUUACCACUUCCUGUAUGCUGGAGGCAUAACAUCUAAGACUGCAAACUCCAGAUUAGGCAAAGUAUUUUUAUCUACUUAUCAACUUGCUGUGUAUGACUCGUCUUUGUUUGUCAUCUAGAACGGGGUCGGCAACCUGUUCCCAUCAAAGAACCAUUAUUACCCGUUUCCCACAGUAAAGAAAACACUGGGAGCCACAGCAGCUGCGGCGUUGUGGGCGGGGCCUACCCUCAGACAGCAGAGAGCUGCUUUAACCAAUCACAACAGGUGACAGCAGCCAAUAACGGUCGCUCGUAUACGUCAAAGCUGUCUUUCAUAAGAAGAUAAUCAAUAAAACGAUUUAUAUAAAGUGGAUCCAGAAGUUGUAGCCCGUCUCUGCCGACGAUAUUUUGAUAUUUUUCACCCUGUUGGUGGUUUUACUGAGCAGGUGCCACUUUUGUCAUACGUUUCUUUUUAAAACAUGUUUAGACUGUUCAGAAUACAAAUCCAGGCUCUGUCACGUUUGAUUGUUGUAAUUAAACUUUGUAGGUGGGGAAGGUCAGAAAAGGAUCCGAUCAAUUUGUUUUUCCCUCAUUUACAGUGACGGAGAUAACGGUGCAGUGCGCCUGGCUCUGGUGUUAAUCAAGUUAAAUUGGCAACAAUUUUCACAAGAAAACAAAACAGUUAAAAGCAGGGCUUGUGUUGACCGGAUAGUUCCCGUAUUUGGCUGUUUAUUUUGACGGAGAAAGAAUAGAAAGAAUUACCCUGACGCAUGCGACAUUUUAUUUGUUUCGCACAUCGCAGAUGUAGCUAAAUCACUCAAGAAAAUAUUCCCAUCUGAACAUCUGAGCUGGACACUGCUCAGUCGCAGAACCAGAGCGCAUGCAGGAAGGUUCCUCCGACUGAAGCAAGACUUGUCACUUAGAAAAUGUUGCCUGAUUAUGAAACUUUGGCUGAAUAGUGCUUGUUCCUGUCUCCAAUGUGGCGACACAUCCAAGAGCCUGUCUGAGGAGUAUCCCAGAAUCUCACAUCCUCUUGAGCUCAGAAUGCGCCUAUGAUUACGCACAAGCGUGACGCGUCAACCCGGUCACACAGUAGACCGGGUUGGACCUGUUCAGGUUUACGCGGACAAUCUUUACAUUUAGAAUUAGCUUAGAGAUGUAAAAUUUAUGCAGUAAAAUAUAAAGCAUUUUAUUUAAAUGUCCAUUCAUUAUUUUACAAGCACAGAGAGCCGCAUUAGAUGGAUGGAAGAGCCGCAUCCGGCUCCAGAGCCGCGGGUUGCCGACCCCUGAGCUAGAAUCAUCUGGUGCUGAUCCGUAAAUGGCAACAGCCAUGAAACUCUUGGAAUAGGAGUGAGAGUGAUUGCAGUAACUAAAUUUGACCACAGGAUGUCACUUUUACUUCAUUCAUACAUAUUGCACCUUUAAAGGCCACAUUACCAUAUUCUAAUUGUGUUUUUGAAAUUGACCCACCUCAUCAAUAGAUUUUUAAUAUUAAAAUAGCAAGUAAAAUUUACUGGUGGCACACUCCAUAAAUCUUUGUGUAAGUGUUUUGGGUAAAAAUGUGUGUGUGUGUUUAGUAAGAUGUUUGCUAUAACAGCCAUUUAGCAUAAUUGCUUUGCAGCUCAUUCUGUAAUUAUAUUUUAACAUGUUAAAACAUAUUUGAAACAUUCAAUUUUAGUGUUUUACCAAAGGUCAAAACCUAUUUAAACAUGACAGGAUGCAAAGAUGCUGGUUCCAAUGCUAUCGUGUUCACUAGCUUUAAUUUUUUUGUAAUCGUCUUGCAAAAUGUCCCUGUAAAAAAAGUUAGGCCACCCCAGAAGAAAGAUAACAAGGAGAAAGUGUCUAAAAUAACAUGCUGGUGAAAACCGUAUUAUAAUUUUUCCAGAAAAUGUCCACAUUUUGAGAAAAAUACAGAUUUUUGAAUAGCUAAAAUAUGAAGUUUGGAAGACCGAGGGAAGUCUAAAUAUAAUUCCAUCCAUCCAUCCAGUUUCUGAACCCGCUUGUCCACGUAGGGUCACGGGGGGGCUGGUGCCUAUCUCCAGCGGUCAAUGGGCAAUCAGGCGGGGUACACCCUGGACAGAGAGCCAGUCCAUCGCAGGGCAACACAGAGACACACAGGACAAACAAUCACACACUCACACCUAAGGGCAAUUUAAACAGACCAAUCAACCUAACAGUCAUGUUUUUGGAUGUGGGAGGAAACCGGAGCACCCGGAGCACCCGGAGAGAACCCACGCAUGCACAGGGAGAACAUGCAAACUCCAUGUUGAAAGACCCCAGGCUUGGAAGCGAACCCAGGACCUUCUCGCUGCAAGGCAACAGCUCUAACCACUGUGCCACUGCGCAGCCCCACACAUAAUUUUCUCUUUGAAUUUAAAAUAUCAAAUGAAAGCUUAAAAUACUGUUUUCUAAAUAUGUAGGAAAUAUGAAGAAAAAUUUUAAAAUAUCUAUUUCAGGAUAAUGUCAAAAUAAUGAGAAGAAGAUCUAGAGGAAAAGGUUCAAAGAAUGUUAUAAACACUGUUUUCAAAAUAAACAAAGAAGUUAAAAUCUAAAAAUUGUCUCAUGAACUCAAAAUUGGGGAAAAGAAACAUUUUCUUUAGGAAGUCAGAAUUUUGAUUUGAUACAAUGUAAAAAAAAACAAAUCUAUAUUAAAAUUAAGGCUACUUGAAAGUAAUACAGCAAAACCAAAUGAGCACACGUUCGAAGAGCUGUGUCAUCAAUGCUUUUCUGUGACUUAGCUUCAAUGUUUUAUGAUUAGUUAUAAUAAAAAAAACAACAACAACAAUAAUAAUAAUAGUAGUAGUAGUAGUAGUAGUAGUAGUAGUAGUAGGUAUGCAUCAUUAUUUGUAAUUUACUUGGCAUAAAAACACAUCAAGAAAACUCAUUUAAUGUAUCCAGGCUCAGAGCACAUAGGACUUGGUUUACUUUCUUGGACUUGAACGUUUUUAAUGGAAUUUGUGUUAUUCUUGACAUUUCCUCAUUCUUAUUUUUUCUUCUGAGAAGCUCUAAUGUUCUGCUUUCAUCUGUUUCUUAGACUCCUGCUGGAUUUUACCGCAUGGAAAAUUAUCCUGUGUUUGUGUUUUGUAUAUUUGUUGGAUUGUGUUACAAACAAAUAAACACAUUUGCUACA
Nothobranchius furzeri (turquoise killifish) is the source of this 7932-nucleotide messenger RNA. It is a transcript of the gene tmem117, whose product is annotated as transmembrane protein 117. The record is from RefSeq and is a predicted model, not a curated record. Lineage: Eukaryota; Metazoa; Chordata; Actinopteri; Cyprinodontiformes; Nothobranchiidae. Gene Ontology annotation, biological process: intrinsic apoptotic signaling pathway in response to endoplasmic reticulum stress.